Leopardus geoffroyi (Geoffroy's cat) is the source of this 905-nucleotide messenger RNA. RefSeq names its product ral guanine nucleotide dissociation stimulator-like. Bases 291 to 905 code for a protein of 204 amino acids. The transcript is spliced from 3 exons. The record is from RefSeq and is a predicted model, not a curated record. Lineage: Eukaryota; Metazoa; Chordata; Mammalia; Carnivora; Felidae.
GAGCAAGGGCCUUACCACCUAGACAACAUUCUGGAAAUGAGACCACUCACCUCCUCACCCAUUCAGCCCUUCACAAAUGUGGGACUGUGACAGGAUUCCCUUCUCUUGCCAUGUCACAGUGCUGCACUGAACAUCCUACAUGUUCUAUUAUCCUGAUCCAACCUCUGCCAGGUAAAGUCCCUGUCUUCGGAUCCCCAAAAUGGACUGUGCUGUUAGAAAUCACAGGGACACUGCUGUUAAUGCAGGGAGGUGCUGUCCAUACUCAUCUAACAAUCUGACCUGAGAUCCUAAUGUGUUCAGUCAUUUCCCACCUCAAAUUCUCGUGUGAAUGCCAGGAUCCUUUUUCCUACUCUGGGCACCCAGGUCUCAGGCUUGCCACAAGUCACUGGGGUCUGGGGGUUUGGUCUGCAUUCUGGACUCCAACCCUCCUGUUGGCCAUAGUGCUGUGUCUGAUUCUAUUUCCUUCAUGUGUUCUACCUCAGGGUACAAAUGUCACACCCGGGGAUGAUAAUGAGAACUGUGUGCGGUGGACCAUCGAUGCAGGCCUGCUGAAGCAGCGAGUGGAACACCUCGUGCCCGCCUUCCUGGGGAGAGACCCCACGUACGUCUCCACCUUCUUGGGCACAUACCCAACUUUUACUACCACCCAGCAGGUCCUGGAAGUGUUGUUUAUGAGAUACGGAUGCUUCCAUUCGGACGCUGAGGAGGAUGGCGGACCCCGGGAGCAGGAGAAACAGGCCAUCUCCUCCAUCCUGGGCACCUGGCUGGACUACUACCCCGAGGACUUUUUCCAGCCCCCAGAUUUCAUCAGCCUGAAGGCACUGCAGGAAUAUGUAGGGGUCCACAUGCCGGGCUCUGAGCUGCAGCGCCGCGCCCGCCUUCUCUACUCAUGGCGGAGAAAGUGA